This is a messenger RNA of Schistocerca cancellata (South American locust), 2113 nucleotides long. It is a transcript of the gene escl, whose product is annotated as polycomb protein EED. Gene Ontology annotation, molecular function: nucleosome binding; protein binding. Gene Ontology annotation, cellular component: ESC/E(Z) complex. The record is from RefSeq and is a predicted model, not a curated record. The coding region runs from base 193 to 1506 and encodes 437 amino acids. Gene Ontology annotation, biological process: negative regulation of transcription by RNA polymerase II. Lineage: Eukaryota; Metazoa; Arthropoda; Insecta; Orthoptera; Acrididae. The transcript is spliced from 8 exons.
CGGUGUAAUGUUGGUAGACCUGGCAGUGUGGCGUGGGCAAGUGUGGGAUACAUUUGAAAUUAAUUCGUUUUGUAUUGGUUUGUGUGUGUGUGUAGUUUGGUGUUUAUUUUGAAGAAAAGUUUCUGAUGAGAUUGAAAUGUUGUAUGAAGUUUAGGAAUAGAUGUUAAGUAUAGUGGGCAAUGAUCAGUCAAUAUGUCACCGGUAACGAGUUCAGCUAAAUCAAAAGUAAUGAAAAACUCUCAUUUUCAUUCAGAGCAAUCCACAAAUACAGAAGACUCAGGGGAUGACGCGGAUGAAACAUCAAGUGUAGGAAGUACUUCAACCACAGAUAACACAUCACGCAGUGAAACUCCUACCAAUAGAGGUAGAAAAGGUCGACGUGGUAGGAAGAAAAUUCAACAAAAAAUUAACAAUAUGAAACUUCAGUACAAAUUUUCGACAAGUGUAAAGGAAGACCAUGGUCAGCCUCUAUUUGGAGCUCAGUUUAACCAUCAUUUAAAGGAAGGACAGCCUUUAAUAUUUGCAGCUGUGGGAAGCAACCGUGUGACAGUUUAUGAAUGUCCAGAAGGCAGUGGCAUUAAGCUGUUGCAGUGUUACGCUGAUCCUGAUGUCGAUGAAAAUUAUUACACUUGUGCCUGGUCAUAUGAGGAAGAGUCUGGGAAACCAUUACUUGCAGUUGCUGGCUCUAGGGGCAUUAUUAGAAUAUUUAGUCCUGCCACACUGUCAUGUAUACGGCAUUAUAUUGGUCAUGGACAUGCAAUAAAUGAGUUAAAGUUUCAUCCUAAAGAUCCUAAUCUCCUGUUGUCAGUAUCCAAGGAUCAUGCCUUAAGAUUGUGGAAUAUUAAAACAGAUGUGUGCAUUGCUAUUUUUGGGGGUGUAGAAGGUCACAGAGAUGAAGUAUUAAGUGCGGAUUUUGAUUUGUUAGGUGAGCGCAUAAUGUCAUGUGGUAUGGACCAUUCCUUAAAACUGUGGCGUUUAGAUAAAGACAGCAUGCGUGAAGCCGUCAGGAAUUCAUAUCUUUUCAAUUCAGCAAGGAGCCUGAGACCAUUUGACUCCCUAAAGGAGCAUUUUCCAGAUUUCUCAACUAGAGAUAUCCACCGCAAUUAUGUUGAUUGUGUUAGAUGGCUGGGAGAUUUUGUUUUGUCAAAGUCAUGUGAAAACUGUAUUGUCUGUUGGAAACCCGGGAGGCUAGAAGAUAAAGAAUUGAAAACUAAUGACACAAACGUUACAAUUAUUCACCGUUUUGAGUACCGUGAGUGUGAAAUAUGGUUUGUCAGAUUCGCCAUGGACUUUUGGCAAAAGAUUCUGGCACUGGGAAACCAAGUAGGGAAAACUUUUGUUUGGGAUCUGGAUGUAUCAGAUCCUAGCCAGUCACGCUGUACAGCACUAACACAUCCUCGAUGUGUUGCUGCAAUCCGACAAACUAGUCUUAGCCGUGAUGGCUCAGUGUUGCUGUGUGUGUGUGAUGAUGGAACCAUAUGGAGAUGGGACCGUAUCCCCGUCUGACAAGAUCUAGAGGACAUGUAAACCAUCAUACACACCUUUUGCAAGCAAAUGGCAGCAUUUCAGGCAGCAACUUGUCACUUAACAUUUAUAGAAGAAAAGGCUCUGUGUCAUUUAAUUACUGAAACAUUCUCGGGAAAUCACAUUUUGAAUAGCUGCCUGCAGUACUUGUGAGUUAGCAAACAAGGUGCUAAUGAACAGGAGUGAAUUGUUGUUACAGCAAGUGUGUGUUUGUGGAUUGAAAUUUCCGUCUAAUGUGGAACUGGAUGAAAGAGCUCCACUUCAACUCUUUCUGUGACUGGGAAACUUAAUUUUGCUGUAGUGAGUAGACAACAUUGUUUUUAUAUGUACACAGAACAGCUUUUAUAUCUUCAUAAACCCGUGUGUGUGUGUGUGUGUGUGUGUGUUAGAAGAGGCACAACAACCAUGUAUUUAAGGUCCAAAGAAAUAAAUGAUUGUAUUCAUGAGAAAUAAUAAUGCUAGGCUAACAUAAGAAUUUUUUAGAAAGAAUUUACCAAUGAGUGCUUGAUUUUUACUUGAUGUAUUUACAUUGCCACCCAUGUGGUGGCUACUGAUUUCUUUUGUAAUAAAAGAAAAUAUUCUUACUGAC